CAGACUCAGCAGAAUGAAAAUGAGGUAGGCGUGAUUCCAAUUUCCAACUCGAUCCAUCAACCCAGGUGGUUGAUUAAUCCCGAAUGCCCCAAGUGGUUAGAUUCCCUCUGAACUGUAAGAAGAUGGAGAUUUCGAGAUGUGUUUUUGUUCUUCAUCUGUUCCUUCUCCUUGUUAGGUUUCAGAGUGUCUGCUAUGCUCUUGAUUCAUUUCCAGACCCAAGCUCCCAACAGCAGCUGGAUAGGGUUCUUGAGCUCCCCGGUCAGACCUUCAACGUAAGCUUUGCCCAUUACGCGGGUUAUGUAACAGUCAACGAGGCGUCCGGGAGAGCACUUUUCUAUUGGUUCUUCGAGGCUGUUGAAGACCCUUCUUCAAAGCCUUUGGUUCUUUGGCUUAAUGGAGGGCCUGGCUGUUCUUCAAUUGCUUAUGGGGAGGCAGAAGAAAUAGGUCCUUUUCAUAUUAAGGCAGAUGGAAAGACACUUUACCUGAACCAAUACUCUUGGAAUCAAGUGGCCAAUGUCCUAUUUCUGGAAUCACCAGUCGGUGUUGGUUUUUCUUAUUCAAACAAUUCCCUUGAUGUGCUAAACAAUGGAGAUAAAAGGACAGCUGAGGAUUCAUUAAUGUUUUUAUUGAAAUGGUUUGAGCGGUUUCCUCAAUAUAAAGGGCGGGACUUCUAUAUCACUGGAGAAAGCUAUGCAGGUCACUAUGUUCCUCAGCUUGCCCAAGCCAUUGUGAGAUAUCACUGUCCGACAGAGGAUAAAUCAAUCAAUCUAAAGGGGUAUAUGGUGGGAAAUGCUCUAACUGAUGAUUUUACUGAUCACAUGGGGGUUUUUCAGUUUAUGUGGUCUGCUGGUUUGAUUUCUGACCAAACCUACAAGCAGCUGAACCUUUUCUGUGACUUUCAGUCAUUCAUUCACACUUCAAAACAGUGUGAGAAUAUUCUAGAGAUUGCCAACAAUGAAAUUGGAAACAUUGAUCUAUAUAGCAUUUUCACCCCUACCUGCACUAGUAAUUCUAGCUUAUCACAUAGAUUGAUGAAAAGACUGCGUGCUGGUCGGAUCAGUGAAAAGUAUGAUCCAUGCACUGAGAAGCACUCCACUGUAUACUUCAAUUUACCUGAGGUUCAAAAGGCACUUCAUGUCCACCCCGAAGUUGCACCAACUAAAUGGGAAACUUGCAGUGAUGUGGUUAAUGAAAAUUGGAAGGACUCUCCUAAGACAGUGCUGGACAUUUAUCAUGAGCUUAUAGGUGCAGGGCUUCGUAUUUGGAUAUUCAGUGGAGAUACAGAUGCUGUAAUCCCAGUUACAUCAACCCGGUACAGCAUAGAUGCCCUUAAGCUUCCAACGAUUGGUCCUUGGCGCGCUUGGUAUGAUGAGGGACAGGUGGGAGGAUGGACCCAACAGUAUGUAGGUCUCAACUUUGUAUCAGUUAGAGGAGCAGGUCAUGAGGUCCCUUUGCAUAAACCCAAACUCGCUCUUUCAUUGAUCAAGGCCUUUUUGUCAGGAAGACAAAUGCCGACUUUAACAGAGUAUAGCGAUUCUUGAAUCACAUCAUAUAUUUCAUUUUUUUGUCAGAACUAUCAUGUUGGUGGUAUUGAUCCAAAAAAAAAAAAACUAUCAUGUUGGUGGAUUCAGGAAAGAUCAAUUGAAUUGAAAUACUGUAAAUCAAUCAUUCUGUUUGGUUGAAUUUUCAUAGACAGGUAAACUAGGAUUAUCAUUAUGGGGAAGCUAGGGAAGAUUGAUUCAAUUGAAAUGAUGGUAAUCCAUCAUUCUUUAAAUUCAUGAAUGUCGGUGGAGUUUGUAUAAACAAGUAAAUUGGGUCUUCUUGAUAUCUGUCUGUAAUUUGGUUUCCUUUUCCACAACACCUGAUAAGAUGUUUUGAACCUUGAAAGUUCAUGAAAAUAACUGCUGAUUAGCCUGUUCUAUGUUUCA
Molecule: messenger RNA, 1928 nt
Organism: Nelumbo nucifera (sacred lotus)
Lineage: Eukaryota; Viridiplantae; Streptophyta; Magnoliopsida; Proteales; Nelumbonaceae
Gene: SCPL29
Product: serine carboxypeptidase-like 29
Biological process (GO): proteolysis
Cellular component (GO): vacuole
Molecular function (GO): serine-type carboxypeptidase activity
Source: RefSeq, a predicted model, not a curated record